CCGAGAAUGACCCUCCGCGCCGCCAUGGCCGCCGUCCUGGCCGCCGCGGUCGUCCUCCUCGCCGCGGCCGGCUCCCACGGCGUCGACGUCCCGGCCACGCCGCGGCCGGCCGUCGCCGCCACCGAGAGGCCCGAGAACAAGCCGCUGCGCAUCCUGUCCAUCAUGACGGUGGACACCAUGAGCCACCACCUGUGGAUGGCGCCGCUGACGCUGGCGCUGGCCAAGCGCGGCCACCUCGUCGAGGCCGUGGACGUGGCCAUGCCCAAGGAGGUGGCGCCCACGCUCAACGUGACCGUCAUCGAGUCGGCCUUCAAGAUGAUCAAAGCGGACACUAUACAGCGGUGGCUGGCAGCCGGCAUGCUGGAGCAGACGUACCUCAUGAACAGGUACACCAUUAGCAAGUGCGACAUAGACCUCUCCACCCCAACUAUGCAGCGAAUCAUAGGCCCGUCCAACAAGGAGUACUACGACCUCAUCCUCAUCGACUUCACCUCGGAGUGUUUCCUGGCCUUGGCGCACCGCUUCAACUACCCCGGCAUGGUGCUGCUCUCCCCGUUCCCUGGCUCCCCCUGGCUGCACGACCUGAUCGGCGACCCCCCCGUGCCCGCGGUGGUGCCCUCCUCCAUGCUCCCCUUCCCCCACCCCAUGAACCUGUGGCAGCGCGCGGCCACCGCGGCCUUCGCGGCCUACAACAGGCUUCUGAGUUGGUGGUCUGACCCCGAACUGGAAGAGGCCUUGCGGAAGCAUUUUGGGGAGGACUUGCCCAACUUGGAGGAGCUGCGGAAGCACGCCCACCUCGCGCUGGUCAACGAGAACCCCGUCCUGGACAUGCCCCGUCACUACAUGCCCGCGUCCAUCCCGGUCGGGGGCAUGCACGUCCAGCCCGCCAACCUGGACAAGAUCCCCAAGGACCUUCGGGAGUGGAUGGACGGCGCCAAGAACGGCUUCAUCCUCGUGUCGUUCGGGACCGUCAUGAAGGGGGCCAACCUGCAGAAGGACAAGGUGCACGCCCUGGUGGAGAGCUUCGCGGCCCUGAGCGACGUGCGGGUCCUCUGGAAGCUUGAGCCCGAGGUGCUGGAAUCGGAAACUCUGCCCGCCAACUCUCGAGUGGAGAAGUGGCUGCCGCAGAACGACAUCCUCGGCCACCCCAAGCUGCUGCUGUUCGUGUCCCACUGCGGCGGCCUCAGCACGCAGGAGGCCUCGGCCUUCGGCGUGCCCAUGCUGGGCGUGCCGUUCCUGGUGGACCAGUUCCUCAACCUGGACAAGGUGGUGCGCAUCGGCAUGGCGCGCCGCAUGCCCUUCGCCGAGAUCACCAAGGAGCGCUUCGUGGCCGAGGUCCGGGAGAUGCUGCGCAACCCCAGAUACCGCGACGCGGCCCGGCGCACCGCGCUGCUGCUCCGCGACCAGCAGAACGCGCCGCUGGACACGGCAGUGUGGUGGUGCGAGUACGUGGCCAGGCACCGCGGCGCGCCGCACCUGCGCUCCCCGGCGCUCGACCUGGCCUGGCCGCAGGCCAUGCUGCUGGACGUGAUGGCCCUGUUCGUCGUCGCCGUCCUCGCCCUCGUCGCCGUCCUGGCCCUCCUGCUGCGGGCCUGCCUGCGGUGCCUCUUCUGCCGCCGGGACAAGUCGCCACACACUCGCCAAAAGAAAGACCCAACAGGCUCUGGUCCGGUUGGACCUACAGUGCGGCGGCUCCCUUCGUCCGACUCCAUGGCGACGCUAAGACUGACGGCCGUCGUGGCGACCCUCGCCGUCGUCCUGCUGGCGAGCGAGACGACCGUCGCCGCGCACGUCGCUGGUUCCGGGCCUGCUGCCGCCCCGGUGCGCAAGCCGCUGCGCAUCCUGUCCAUCAUGACGGUGGACACCAUGAGCCACCACCUGUGGAUGUCCCCGCUGACCGUGGCGCUCGCCAAGCGCGGACACCUCGUCGAGGCCGUGGACGUGGCCAUGCCCAAGGAGGUGCCGCCCACGCUCAACGUGACCAUCAUCGAGAACGCGUUCAUCUCGGAUAGAUCGGACCCCGACGCCUUGAAGCGCUACGUGCGCGCCGGCCGGCUGGAGCAGAUGGCACUGCUGUCGAGGUACGCCCUCAAGGAGUGCGACCGCGACCUGGUGACGCCCACCAUGCGCCGGCUGCUGGACCCGUCCUACCCGGGCGAGUUCGACCUCAUCGUCCUGGACUACCUCAGCGACUGCAUGCUGGGCAUCGCGCACCGCUUCAACUACCCCGGCGUGGUGCUGGUGUCCCCGCUGCCCGGAAGCACCUUCCUGCACGACCUCAAGGGCAACCCCGACAUGCCCGCCCUGGUGCCCACCAGCGUCGUGCCCUACCCGAUGCCCAUGGCGCUGUGGCAGCGCGCCGCCACCGUCUUCUACAGCGCGUACCUGCGCGCCCUGGGCUGGUGGUUGCGCGCCGAGACGGACGCCGCGCUCCGGAACCACUUCGGCGCCGACGUGCCCAGCGCCGACCAGCUGCGGCGCGGCGUGCACGUGGCGCUCGUCAACGAGGACCCCAUCCUGGACCAGCCCCGGCCCUACGUCCCCGGCCUCGUGCCCGUCGGCGGCAUGCACAUCCAGCCCGCCAACGCCAGCAACCUCCCCGCGGAUUUGCGCGAGUGGAUGGACGCCUCUUCGACGGGCUUCAUCUUCGUGUCGUUCGGCUCCAUCAUCAAGGGGUCCCACAUCGACGAGCAGAAAAAGCGCGCCCUCCUGGACGGCAUCAGUGCGCUCGCGGAAGUCCGAGUGCUCUGGAAGAUGGAGCCGGAGGCCCUGGGCGUGGACAAGCUGCCGGACAACGUGCGGGCGCAGAAGUGGGUCCCGCAGAACGACGUGCUGGGCCACCCCAAGCUGCUCCUGUUCGUGUCGCACUGCGGCGGCCUCAGCACGCAGGAGUCGGCGUUCCACGGCGUGCCCAUGCUGGGCGUGCCCAUCAUGACCGACCAGUUCCUCAACGCGGACAAGGUGGUGCGCAUCGGCAUGGCGCGCCGCAUGCCCUUCGCCGAGAUCACCAAGGAGCGCUUCGUGACCGAGGUCCGGGAGAUGCUGCGCAACCCCAGUUACCGCGACGUGGCCAAGCACACCGCGCUGAUGCUGCGCGACCAGCCGAGCUCGCCGCUGGACACGGCAGUGUGGUGGUGCGAGUACGUCGGCAGGCACCGCGGCGCGCCGCACCUGCGCUCCCCCGCACUCGACCUGACGUGGCCCCAGGUCAUGCUGCUGGACGUGAUGGCCCUGUUCCUCCUCGCCGUCCUCGCCCUCGCCGCCGUCGUGGCCCUCCUGAUCAAGGCCGUCCUCCGGACAGCCCAAAAGAUGUCGCUUCCUCGUGAAAAGAAGGACUGAGUGAACUGAACGCCCAAUGGCGUCGCCCAUGCAGGCAACCUUCUCGGAUGCCCCGACCCUGGGAAAGAGAGCAAUCCAAGACUGACACGUUCGUACAAAUAGUGUUAAGGAUAUUUUUACGUUAUUAAAAUAAAGUGUUGUCCACGUCA
Molecule: messenger RNA, 3488 nt
Organism: Thrips palmi
Lineage: Eukaryota; Metazoa; Arthropoda; Insecta; Thysanoptera; Thripidae
Exons: 8
Coding region: 7-3339 (1110 amino acids)
Molecular function (GO): UDP-glycosyltransferase activity
Source: RefSeq, a predicted model, not a curated record